UUUAGCGGUUAAACGUGUAACAACAACUAUCGCUAAGCCCUACUAAUCAAUUAACAAUACAAUUAGCAACUUAGCGGGACGUACAUAGGAAAUACAACGUAAAAUCGUCACCUAUAACCCUUGAACAACGCCCGUUGGUUGGGUCAACUUGAUCUCUACCCACAUCAACAGAAAGGUGUGUUCAAGGUCCAGCAAUUCAGGCUUGAGUAUCUUAAGCCGCUAUGCACCUCCCGCAACCAGCGUCCCAAUGUCCGCCAACAACAUCCCCAAUGGCAACUUCACCGUGUCAACAACGCAGAAAGCUUCUAAUAAGCUAAACAAUCCCUCGUCAAGUUCCCCCAUUCACGAUGCCUCGACUCUUUCCGACGUCCGCGCUGGGCUAGCUGCUCUACAUGUGCGCGAGACCAGCAUAACUAAUCGUCUCAAUGCGCUUAUAUCUUCCCAAGCCGACUUGUCCCGCGAGCUAGGCCGGCUCGAUCUACUCCGUGCGAAUCUCGGCUCCCAGGUCAUCGCGACAAGAUCCAUAAGCAAUGGGAUGCUCUCAUCGGCUGCCGACACUGCAGGACGACUUUCUAGUCGGGUUAAGGAGCUCGACCUAGAGAAAGACAGAGUGCAGCAAACACUGAAAGUGGUUGAGCAGGUCGCGGAACUCAAAGCAUGCGUCCAUGGAGUAGUGGGCAGUAUGGGCGCCCCCCAAGACUGGGAAGCAGCAGCAGGCUAUAUAUCCCGCGCAAGCAAAGUACCAGAGACUAUUAUACGCGGUGGCUUUGCGGCUUCCAUGGUACCGAGCGUCGAGGUGCCAGAUGCGCCUUGGGUGACACUUGAGAAUGCAAAGGAAAGCUUAUGCGGCCUGUUCCUACGAGAAUUCGAGAAGGCAGUCAAAGAAGGCGAUGGCGCCAAGAUUACGAGAUUCUUCAAACUGUUCCCUUUAAUAGGGAGAGGAGAUGUUGGAUUAGACGUAUAUGGGCGCUACGUGUGCCAGGGGGUUGCCGGGACAGCUAGGGCAACUCUCAAGGCGACACCCGGCGACGCGGGGAAGAGAGAUGGGUUCUUUUACGCCAACGCACUUACGAAGCUCUUUGAGCACAUCGCCCAGAUUGUUGAAAGUCAUGGUGGACUCGUAGAGAGGCACUACGGUGAAGGCAAGAUGGUCAAAGUCAUAGAGAGACUCCAGAUGGAGGCUGACGUGCAAGGUGGUAUUAUUUUGGAUUCGUGGGGCGAUGAAAGAAGCGUUGAUAGGAAACUCACCGACGCAAAAAGUUAUCCAUUUUCUUUCUUAGUUCAAAGUUUCCUACCUCCGCAAAGGACGCUUACGGGUACUCCGCGUGUAAACUCCCCGGCGGUAGGCGGCGGUACCAACUCGCGGAAUAGUGAGGAUGAAGGCGUAGACAUGAAAGAAGUAGAUGCUCUACUUAGCGAGAUCUCCAUCAUGCUUGGCCGAUGGUCAUUAUACUCCAAGUUCCUUGCUAGCAAAUGCAGAAACCCCGAUACCCCUGAAGAUGCGCCUCUAUCAAUACCUGAGGUCGUCACAAAAUCCAAUCUCGGUCGAAAGAUCUCAUCAAAGUUAACAUCACCUUAUAAUUCCUUGGCUUUGUUCUUUUUUAGACGAUCUGUUGAAAAGGCGUUCCAACUGGACGAAUCGCCUACAGGUCUUUCCCUAAAUCUUAACAAACCCAUCGAUGGAAACGCCCCUUACAUCAUCUCGGCCGUUGACGAUGUUAUGUAUAUCGUCAGCGCAAUAAUUCAGAAGGCUAUGUCAACAGCGCAACGUGAUGUGGCCGCCUCAGUAAUUCCAGACGUCGGGAGGGUACUAGGAUCAGACUUUAUUGGAAUGGUCCAGCGGAGGAUGCGAGAUGAAUCAUAUCCCCAGCCAACUGUUCAAGGGGGGCUACCACCUGAAAACAAGAUUAUUUCUUUCAUUGUGCUUAUCAACAGUUUGGACGUUGCGAAAGACUAUCUAGACCGCAUCAUUACAUCUCAAUUAGGCACGUCCCCUGAUCAACCCAAUGGAGCAGCAGAGUCUAGCCCCCUCGCCGCGUCCUUCCCGUUCGAGCAUGAUGUUACUUUCGUAACGACAGCACUUAACACGUUACAUUCUACAUUCGGGCUUAAGACCAGCGAACUGAUAUCUGAUGCAUUGAGGGUCUUGUUCUCUGCCGUUAUCAAACAAAGAUUAAAACCAGUACUAGUUGAAGCCUUCCGCGAUGCCGAUUAUUGGCGUUCUGAAGAUGAACUGGCAGAAAUCGCGCGCCAAAACGACGAAGACGAAGACGAAGUUAUAGAUCGUGUUCAUCGAAGAUUCGAAAAUGGGUGGGAUACGCUGAUGAAACCUAUAGCACGAAUCAUGACCCCGAAAACAUUCACGGCGCUCAUGGACCUCACAGCGACAGAUCUGUCUAAGACACUUGAAAAAAGGGUGUGGAGUUAUAGCGGGAAGACCAGCGCGUACGGAGCCAUACGAAUGGAGCGAGAUUUCUCAGGCAUCAUUAGCACUGUUGCCCGAGGUAACUAUUCUGUUAGGGAGCUAUUUGCGAGAGUAUCACAGAUACUCAUGGUGGCUAAUAUGGAAGAAGAUGAGUGGGAAGAGCUCAACAACGACGAGGACGAGGACGGCAUCCAGUGGGUUCUCAACGAAGACGAAAGGCGAAGAGCUAGAAAUUUAGUUAAGGCGUGACGAUAGAUGAUGCUCAUACUCUACGGGUUUUUAUGACAUGUGGCAAGUGUAGGAUGCAUCAGGUUUGUAAAAACCUACCUAUGGUAGAAGACGUAUGUAGUAAAGGGGACUCAUACUAUCCCAUUCUCUGCCAUUCACUGUGCUUUAAAUUCCCCCAAGUAUUUUCA
Messenger RNA from Daldinia vernicosa, 2841 nucleotides. RefSeq names its product COG4-domain-containing protein. The record is from RefSeq and is a predicted model, not a curated record. Lineage: Eukaryota; Fungi; Ascomycota; Sordariomycetes; Xylariales; Hypoxylaceae. Bases 248 to 2674 code for a protein of 808 amino acids. The transcript has 2 exons.